UGCGGAUGGUCGGACACAUCUAAUUAGGCGGUAAAAUUCCGGUGUCAUCGGAUGUUUUCCUUCGUCUCCGGCGAUCUUCCUCCGGUAAACCGAUUGUUAAUUUGAGUUUUCGAACCCGUUGUUCCACCCUCCUACCAGGCCGGACUUUCCAUCACCCACUGCCCAACUUGCAUUUAAUCGCUUACUUGGUUAUUCGCUCAAAUAUCUUCGUCGCUCGCCGUUUUCACUGAAUAGGUAUACGCUAUGUGGCGGAGGUCAAUUCUGAAAUUAUCAUCUCGUCAAUCUGGUGGAAGGACUCCGAGGCAGAGUUCACCCCAGGUGCAAUGUUGGCAUACACCCCAAUGUAUUUCUAAGAUAAGGGAAUUUUCAUCUGCGCCCAAACAAAAUCUGAAACCACAACCUACAAAUGUGCCACCUAAUUCUGGAAAUUCCAUCCCAAAAGUUGUCUUUGGCAGUGUUGUUAUUGGUGCUGCUGUUUUUGCAGCUUACCAAGCCGGCUAUCUAGACCAACGAACUGUUGAUAUAGAGCAGAAUUCUUCUGUAGAGUCAACUAAAACAGUUCAGAAAAGUGAUUCAGACAAUGUCCAACCUUUGGUGGUGCAGAAAUUUGAUUUACCGAGUAGUGAGGAAACCGAAAAAUCGAAUAGUGUUAGAGAAGAAACCGAGAGCUCAAAUCCCAUUGUGGAGUCUACUGAGCAGAAAGUUGAGACAGAUACCCACCUUCCUCAUCUUGAAGAUUGGGGAAAAGAGAAAGAUGAUGGUCAGUUUGAAGACAGUUCCAGGACACUGCCACAUGAAAAGAUCGAGGAGGAAAACUUGCCAGAAUUUACUCAAAGUGGCAGUCAAGUAGAGGAUGAGAAUCUUGGAUCUAAAAUAUCCACAGAUGAAAACUUGAACAUGCAAAGCGCAGAGUCUUGUACUAGGGAUUGGCCUCACGAUGAAGUUCAAACUUCACCAAUAUCUAGCAAGACAGAUGCAGAACCCGCACAGAUUGAUAUCAGAAUACCACCACAAGAAGAUACAGUUGCAGAAGAGAAACUGAAGGAGUUGAAUGAUACAAGUGAAGAUACAGGGGAGCCAAGUUCUCUUCUCGAGGCCUACCAUUUGAAGGGUGAGGCUGGCAUGACUUCCUUGGGUGGUGGUAGCAAAGAUGGAACUGACAAGUUUUACAAAGGAACAGAGGCUUUAAUUGCUGAAAUUGAGGAGUUGAAUGAUGGCUUCAUAUCCAAGGAUGGGAAAUUGGUCAUUGAUUUCUUAGAAGCUAUUCAUGCUGCUGAAAAGCGGCAAGCUGAGCUGGAUUAUCGUCGUUUUGCUGAUGAAAAGACAGCACUGUGGAACAAGAUGGACGAAGCAUUGAGGGAUGCUCGGGUUAGGGAAUUUAUGCAUGCAGAAAAGGCUGCUAUGUUGGACAAGGAGUUAAAACGAGAGAAAACAAAAGCAGCUGCUGCUCUGAUGUCACUACAAGAGAAUUUGGAAGAUAAAUUUCAGAAGGAACUUGAACAGAAGGAAAAUGAGUUAGAAUCAAAGUUGAGAAAACUUCAAGAUCUGGCAAAAGCAGAGUUAGCUGCAGCAAUUGCAAGUGAGAAGGCUGCCCAGAUAGAAAAAAUGGCUGAAGCAAAUCUUCAUAUUAAUGCCCUUUGCAUGGCAUUCUAUGCAAGGUCUGAAGAAGCUCGUCAAAGUCACUCUGCUCAGAAACUUGCAUUGGGGGCACUGGCACUUGAAGAUGCUCUUUCCAGAGGGUUACCGAUCCAGGCUGAAAUAAAAGCAUUACGUGUUAAUCUUCAAGGCAUUGACAAAGAUUCUAACUUAGAGCUGAUCCUUUCAUCCAUUCCUAAAGAAAUAUUGAAUCAUGGCUCAGAUACGUUGUUACAGAUGACACAAAAGUUUGAUGCAUUAAAAGCACCGUUACGGCACUUGAGCUUUAUCCCACCAGGCGGUGGUGGCAUUUUGGCACAUUCUUUAGCUCGUGUAGCAUCCUGGAUUAAGGUGAAGGAGGCUGACCAAUCUGGUACUGGGAUCGAAUCUAUCAUCAACCGAGUGGAGUCCUGCCUGGCUGAAGGAAACUUGGCUGAAGCAGCACAUUCUCUUGAAGAAGGUGUUAAAGGCACAAAAGCAGAAGAGGUAGUUCAUGAUUGGGUAAGGCAAGCAAGAAAUCGAGCCAUUACGGAGCAAGCCCUGACCCUGCUUCAACUAUAUGCCUCAUCAAUAAGCCUUACCUAACACCUCAAAGUAAUUUGCCAUCUCUGUCUCCGGGAACAGAAAGAUCACAAGUUUUCAGGCAAGAGGAACGCACGAUUCUUGGAUAGCACCAUUCUUUCUGUAUUGACCUUGAUAAAAAAUUUUGUAACGGAUUUUACUUCUGCUGCAGCGCCAAGAACAGCAACUGCAGCCAUUCGGGCACUUCUCAGGCCAAUGCCAAACUCAUAUUGCAACCUUUUGUCAAAGUGGGUUAGUUGCAAAUACCUGGUUCUUGUUUUCACUUGAGAGGCACUUUUAUUACUUUGCUUCGAAAGGCAUUGCUUUUCAUUAACAUGUUUGAUUAUAAGCAUGUUUGGUGGUUAUCCCAGAUCUGGUUGAAGGGACCUUGGCGGUAGUAUUUUGCUUUCAGCACUUACGUUUAUGAAUAGUUAUUCUCAAAGGAUAUACAUUUCUCAUGUCGGAGAUCUGCUAUUAGAAAUUGUUGAAGAAAUCGUUGAAGAAAUCGUCUUACUUAGAAAUAGAUGAUUCUUGUCGGACCCUUUUUUUCAAAAUUAGGGGGAGGAAAAUAUUCUUAAUAUAGGAUACUAUUUGAGGGGCCCUUUGAGGCAUGAGUUUGGCAUCAAGUCUAGUAUGUUGUGGGGUUUAAAUAGUGAAUCUAGAAAACCUCAGUUAUAAUAACACUUUGGAGCUUGUUAACAGUAAUUUUGAUGUGGUAGGAAACCUAUGGAUAUUUCCAAUAAAUUCGGACUUCAUAAA
Cucumis sativus (cucumber) is the source of this 2955-nucleotide messenger RNA. Its product is annotated as titin homolog. The coding region runs from base 244 to 2220 and encodes 658 amino acids. The transcript is spliced from 13 exons. NCBI's taxonomy places the organism in Eukaryota, Viridiplantae, Streptophyta, Magnoliopsida, Cucurbitales, Cucurbitaceae. The record is from RefSeq and is a predicted model, not a curated record. Gene Ontology annotation, biological process: cristae formation. Gene Ontology annotation, cellular component: MICOS complex.